This is a messenger RNA of Leptopilina boulardi, 5369 nucleotides long. It is a transcript of the gene CtBP, whose product is annotated as C-terminal-binding protein. Gene Ontology annotation, molecular function: transcription corepressor activity; oxidoreductase activity, acting on the CH-OH group of donors, NAD or NADP as acceptor; NAD binding. The transcript is spliced from 8 exons. Lineage: Eukaryota; Metazoa; Arthropoda; Insecta; Hymenoptera; Figitidae. The record is from RefSeq and is a predicted model, not a curated record. Bases 586 to 2010 code for a protein of 474 amino acids.
CGGGAGCCGCCAUUUUCCUCCAGUGUGGGAGACAGUCGCUUGUCGAACGAUUGUUGGCCGCUUUUUUUCCCAAGGAUUGAGCAAAUUUCACCAAGUGUGGGGCGUCGGGCGGACGCGCGUGACCCCGAAGAAAGGAAUAUUCUAAUAAGAAAAACGCUGACUUUAAUAACAGAAAAGUCAAAGGAUCGCGAGUGAAUUUUUGGUGGUGAUUGCAGUGCUCGCCCGGUGAAAAAGACGUCGAGGACGAGUAAGGGAUACAGCAAAAAAAAAUAUCUUACAUCCGACAGGUGUCGGUGUUUAAGGAGUCGUGAUGCAUUGGAGGUUCGGCGGACCUUGUUCAAAAACCGACCAAAAAUCAAUGUUGCAGAAUCAGUUUGUGUGACACAAAGCGACUCAAUUUAAAAAGAAAGAAAAUUUUGAAUUUAUAAAUAGUGAGUGACAAAUAUUUUAGACUAUAGGAGGGGUUUUAUUUUUCAUUUAAAAAAAAAUAAAUAACCCCGUUGUGUGAGUGAGCUGAAAGUCGAUCUUUUCCAAAAAAAAGUUCGCAGAGUGCAAAUUUUUAAAAUAGGGGGGGCUAUCUGACCGAUGGACAAACGGAAGAUGAUGCCCAAACGCCCUCGAAUGGAUAACCUGAGAGGUCCGAUCGCUAACGGGCCGAUUCAGGCAAGACCACUGGUGGCUCUUCUCGAUGGACGGGAUUGCUCCAUCGAAAUGCCAAUUCUCAAGGAUGUAGCGACAGUCGCCUUCUGCGACGCACAAUCAACUUCUGAAAUUCACGAGAAGGUAUUGAAUGAAGCUGUUGGUGCAUUGAUGUGGCACACAAUUAUAUUAACCAAGGAGGAUCUCGAGAAAUUCAAAACAUUAAGAAUCAUUGUACGAAUUGGAUCGGGGGUGGAUAACAUUGAUGUCAAAGCUGCUGGUGAACUUGGCAUCGCUGUGUGCAAUGUGCCUGGCUAUGGAGUUGAAGAAGUAGCUGACACCACACUCUGCCUCAUUCUCAAUCUUUAUCGACGUACAUACUGGCUAGCGAAUAUGGUUCGCGAAGGCAAAAAAUUCACAGGACCCGAACAGGUAAGGGAAGCAGCACAAGGCUGUGCAAGGAUACGGGGCGACACUCUUGGUAUUGUAGGAUUAGGCAGAAUCGGAUCGGCAGUUGCUCUUCGUGCAAAGGCCUUCGGUUUCAACGUUAUCUUUUAUGAUCCAUACCUUCCUGACGGAAUCGAAAAAUCGCUGGGUCUUACCAGGGUUUACACAUUACAGGACUUGUUAUUCCAAUCAGACUGUGUAUCCCUACAUUGUACCUUGAACGAGCACAAUCAUCACCUAAUUAAUGAAUUCACCAUCAAACAGAUGAGACCUGGAGCAUUUCUAGUAAAUACAGCACGUGGAGGAUUGGUUGACGAUGACGCACUUGCUGCGGCUUUGAAACAGGGUAGAAUUCGUGCAGCGGCACUUGAUGUUCAUGAAAAUGAACCCUAUAACGUAUUUCAGGGCCAAUCUGCCCAAUGUCCUUUGAAAGAUGCUCCCAAUCUUCUUUGCACACCACAUGCUGCAUUCUAUAGUGACGCGAGCUGCACGGAACUUCGCGAAAUGGCAGCGAGUGAGAUACGACGAGCCAUCGUCGGUCGUAUUCCUGAUUGCUUAAGAAAUUGUGUCAACAAAGAAUACUUCCUGUCCUCAUCUGGCACUUACCCUGAGGGUAUCAACGGGGGAUACUAUGCAGGAGCUUUGCCUGUUCAACAGGCGCACUCGACAACUCCUCAUGACUCGGCGCCACCACCUCCAGGUGGUCAUUCUGUUGUUGGCGGCGGGGGUGGCGGUGGACCAAAUUCGUCGGCGGGCGGCGGUGGAGCUGGUGGUCCAACUGGACCGUCGGGUCCAACAGUAGGCGGCGGUGGUGCCGGUGGUCCCACUGCGGCUCCACCUUCUGCUGGAAUGCCUGGAUUACCACAUAGCAUAGUGAGCGAGCCUGAUCCACGGCCCAGCCCACCAGCACCAAGUCCCCGUUGACCUUAAACCCCCCCAAGAUCUCCAAAUCCAACGCCACCCCUCCGUUCUAACCUAACCCUAGCCAUUUACACACAAGUUCCGACGACGACUAAAAACAAAAUAAAAAUAAAUAAUAACAUAAACACGGCCGAUUCACUAGCGCACGACGUACAACCAAAAAUAUCUGUCCGCUGCUUCCGAUAUAUUACUCGAGAGGAUCCUUUCCUUGAGAGCGAAUGAAAAUAAAAAAAAAAAAAAAUUUCCGUUUUAAAAUUAAAUGAGAAUGGGAGAAAAGUUUUUUUGCGAGUGAGAAAGAAACGAGCGAAAGAGGAAUAGGUUUUUAUUUUCUUUUGUUGGUUUAAUAUUUCCUUUUUUGGAACCUUUCGGGUAGCGCAGUCUUCAGUGCCGUAAAAAAAAACAAAACAAAAACAGACGCCAAAUACAGUUGGAUAAAAUAAAUUUAUUCCUGAUGCGACGAAUUAUCAAAACGACGCGCUACAAGAUUGUAACGUUUGUGUAACUAUACUUCCCAAUUUUUUUCAAGUUCACAACGUUUAUAUUUUGCUUCUUAAUCGCAGUGUGUAGGGUUUUUUUUUCUUUCCAAUUUUUUAAUAGUAUGGUAGUUAAUCUAGGAAUUGUUUUUAAAAACUUGACUCUGUUAAUUUUAAUUUCUACCCCCUCUUAUAAAUGACAUGAAAAUAGAUUUAAAUAUGAAAUCUAAGUUUAUUUUAAGAAAUUUUUAUUUUACUAUUAUAAUAAGAAUAACGGAGUUGAGCUUUUAAAAUUAAAGCCUUGUCAGUUCUUCCUUCCACGUCGUAAGAAAAUUCAUCGCCUAGUCAUUUAUUCCCCCUUUGUUACGAUAUUUUAUUCCUUUAUGAAGAAAAAUGCGGACUUGAAAAUAUAUCAGCUGAGAUUUGUCAAUUUUUUCCUUCUGUAUUUGGAUUCCGUCUGUCUCCUCGCUAGUGCUUUCAAUAUUGUUUACGAAUAACGUGAGAGUCAUCAGCGAUCUUGAUGUUGUAGAAAAAAAGAACUCUAGCUGAAUUUUCGCCGGGGGGGUUUUUUUUAAUAAUUCAAAUCCUUAUUAUCAAAAAUAUCUAAAUACAUUCUUUUCUCUUUUUUUUAUAACUGCAAAUCUAUAAAUAGAAAGUCCCUCAAACGAUUGUAGACUGCUUCUUGAGAAAAACACCUCUUGAAAGCAAAUUAAAAAAUGAAAAUAAUACACUCUUGAUUGAAUUCUCGUCUUUUUCGUUUAGUCACAUGUUCGUGAUAAAGUGUAGAGGUAAAUUUUUAACUUUCCUUUACACUCAGCAAUGUACAGUUGAAAAAUUCUUUAAAGUAUUCGUAGUUGAAUCGAACAUUUGACAAAAUUGAAUAGUUCGAGUUGUCGAAAAUUUUGUGUCUUAUUUCAUUUUUUUUACUUCCUUGUUUUCAUAAUAAUAUAAAAAUGCGAAGGGGGUGAAAGAAAAAAAAAUAAUUAAGAUUUGUGCUUCUUUUGCAAAUCGAAUAAAUCUUUCAAAUUGUCCGUCGUGAUUAAGGGGCGCGAGUAUCUCCCAUGUUUAGAGCAUUCUUGUGUUUCUAAUAAAUUAGGAUGACGGAACAAAAUAAGAAAAGAAAGAAAAAAAAGAAACAAGAAAAGCAAAUUGUGUUUUUUCAAUGAAAUAACACAUAAAACACAGACACACAUCCUAUCGUUUUAACGGUUUGUAAGCAAGCGAGACUGUGAGAUAGAAAGAUUGAGAGAGAAAGAAAAGGUGGUCGUGAGAAAGAUAGAUAGAGUGCGCGUGCAUGAAAACAUUAUUGGCGACAGAAAGAUUAGAAACAAGUUUUAUUAAUUGAUAAUUACGAUACGAUUAAUUAUUGUAUUAAGUGAAGUUGUGUGACGUUGCGUACACUUGACUAUGUAUUUCACUUAUUUAUAGUCAAGGGUUAAUGAAAAAAAAAAAAAAAAAACAUUGUAAAACAAAGGGAAACGAUUAAUGAACUUUUUCUUUUCUUUAAUUUGCGGGGAAAAAUUAAAAAAAAAGGUAGUAGAUUAUAACGAGAGUUUCUGGAAAUGAAAGAGAAAAAGAGAGCAACUUUGUUUAUAAAUCUAUUGUAGAGAAAGAGAGAGAGAAAGAGAGAGAGAGAGAGAGACAGACAGACACACACAUAUCUAUUCAGUUUUAAAAAACGUUCUUUGAUAAAAUUUAAAAUUAUCGACAAUUUUUAUUUUAAAAGUUGAAUUUUUUUUUGAAAAAUUAACCAAAUAUUAAUUUCAAAGAAAAACUUGUUGUUUAACCAACUUCUCAAAGUAUACUUUUUUUUAAACGUGAAUCGAAAUCGUACUUGUUUAAAGAAAAAAAGAAGAAGAACAAUUAAAAGAUGAUAAACACGAGAGAUUAAUGGAGUAAAAAAAAAAGUCCAAAUUCGACGAAUGUUAAAACGUCGUGAAAAAUAAUGACAGACAAAAAAAAUAAAAUGUAUCACAGAGAUGACAGACACACACAAACACACACUUCUUUUAAUAGAAAUAACUACGCAACGUACAUAAAAAAGGAAAACAAAAAAUCAUUAUACGAAUGUUGCACGACAAGAUGGUCCAAAAAAUCUUAAUUAGAAGGACUAGAUUAAAAAAAAGAAAACUAAGGAGGGAAAAAUAAAGAAGAAUUAAGGAAAAUAUUUUGAAAGGGCCAUUUCGUUUCUGCAAACUCGUAUGAUCUACAUAACGUAGCGACAUUAUACAUACUUUUUUUCAAGAAUAUUAUUACUUAUAAACACAUCAUUAUCUAUACAUAGAGCAAGAAUGUGUGAGAGAAUGUGAAAAUGAACGAAUAUCCCUGCAAAGAGACUUUUUUUUUUGUUUCUGACAAGGUGAAGAGAAAAAAUGCUGCGCAAACAACAAUGAAGUUUUUUUAAAAAUAGUUUUUAAAAUGAAGAAUGUUGGAGGUAAAAUAAUUAUAAUAAAAAAAAAUCGAAAUUGAAUUGUGUGCAAAUUCAGCCAAACUGUGAGCCUCCUGUAUAAUUUUCUCCACCUUUGUGCGUAAGGAUAGCCGAAAAGAAACUCCAAUUAGUCUAUUUAUUAUGACUUUUUCUUCUUUUUGUUUUUUUUUUUUUAAAUCGCUCCUUUCCUCUUUGAUAUAAAACACAUUAUGACUCCGUUUUUAUUCGACGAAAAUAAAAUAAUUUUAUUUUACAAUUACAAAAAAAAGAGAGUGAGAGAAAAAGAGAGCAAGAGAGAGAGAGAAAGAAAGGGCAAAAUGAGGAAUCUGAUAAAGAAUGAGAAAUAAAUUUUAAAAAAAAGAAAAACCACGCGAUAAGGAAAGUAAACGUGGUGAAAACGGCAACAUUAAUAUUAAUUAUAAUUAAUAAUAAUUAUAAUAAAUACAAUAUUUGUACAAUAA